AUGGCCAUUCGAUCUCGAGUCUCCGCGGCGAUAGCGGGUCGACGCGACUGCGACGAGCUCGUCGACAGCAUAGUUCAGCUUGAAGAGGACGACUUCCCAGCAUAUUUCAGCGAAAUAAAUGGCCGACUUUACUCUUCCACUUGCUCCUACCCGCUCCCGGUCGACGGACACGAGCAUCAGCGUCAAAGAGCGCUACACAACAUUCUUAGAGGAACAACGGAACAAAUUUGCCUGGCAAAGCUACGCCAUGUUCUUGCCAGGGGGCGCUACGGACUACCCCGGGCGUUGGACGUCGGGACUGGGCUAGGGACAUGGAUGCUCGACCUUGCCGAACAACUGCCGGAGGUAGCGUUCCAUGGACUCGACGUAGUUCCCAUCGGCACUCGGUAUCCUCCCGAUAACGUCACCUUUCAUAUACACGACUGCAAGGGGGGUUUGAUCUACCCUUCCGCCACCUUCGAUGUCGUCCACGGCCGUCUAAUUUCACUCGGUCUCCCCGACUACGGAGAUUUCCUGGCAGACGCGAUACGCGUUCUACGUCCAGGGGGACUUCUCUCCCUCUGCGAGUGGACAAGGACCAUCGGCACGGCGGAUGGAGGCAACAUCUCGCAUUGCGCGCCGCGCGCUUGCGCGUUCCUCGAUACUCUCUCGGACGUACUCCGGUCUCGACGUGGUGUCGAACGGACAGAGGUUCUUUUCCAAAAGCUCUUCGGCUUCCAAUCUUACUUUGAUGGAGGCCAGUUUGCGGUGGUCUUCAUGCCGAUCGGGGACUGGCACGAGGACUCGGCCUUGAAGGCAACGGGAACUAUAUAUCGUGAAAUUCUUGUAAGUUAUGCAUACUCCAUGCGCAGGUUGCUGGAGGAGGUACUCCCGUCCGACGUUGUUGAGGCCCUCAUCUCGGGAUUCGUCUACGAUUUACGUAGUUCGUUUGGUCUAGGUUCUUCAUAUUAUACAUAUCACGGAGUACGCGUCUGA
Messenger RNA from Trametes versicolor FP-101664 SS1, 975 nucleotides. RefSeq names its product S-adenosyl-L-methionine-dependent methyltransferase. NCBI's taxonomy places the organism in Eukaryota, Fungi, Basidiomycota, Agaricomycetes, Polyporales, Polyporaceae. The coding region runs from base 1 to 975 and encodes 324 amino acids. The transcript is spliced from 5 exons. Gene Ontology annotation, molecular function: methyltransferase activity. The record is from RefSeq and is a predicted model, not a curated record.